UUUAUGUGUGCACCAAUAUAUUUUAUUGUUAAAUUACACCACUGGUGUAAAUAAAAUAAAUUUAAUUUAUAGUCUUGUGAAGUUUAUUCAGGUGACAAAUUUACAUAUUAUUCAGUAACUUGCUAAUUAUUUAUCACAGAUAUGUAAUUCAGAAUGCUGCUACUAGAUUUUUAUUAUUACUAUUAUUAUUACCAUUUUUACUAUCAAAAAAUUUGAAAAUUCAGUGGAUAGUAAAUAAAUUUGACGUAACACAAUGAAUAUUUUAAUCAUGAAGUAUUUGAUAUCAAUUAUCUGUUUAUUUUUAAACAUUGAAAAUGUUUUGAUGGUUUCAUCAAUUCCAAAAUUGCUUAUCGUAUCUUAUGAUGCAUUCAGAUAUGAUUAUUUCAAUCGUAAUAUAACUCCACAUAUGAAAGAAUUAAAAGAAGAAGGAACAGACGUUGAUUAUAUGAUGAAUGCAUUUGUUACAAGAACGCUUCCUAAUCAUCACACCAUGGCAACUGGUUUUUAUAUUGAAACACAUGGUGUUUUGGAGAAUCGUAUGUUUAAUAAAAAUGGAACAAUAUUAAAAAAUCAAUCAGAUGUUUUUCAUUAUAAUAAUAAUAUACUUCCUAUUUGGACAAUCAAUGAAAAGAAUGGUAGUGGAUCGCACAGUGGAUCUAUGAUGUGGCCCGGCGGUGAAUUUGAUUAUGGUGGAGUAGUUCCAAAAUUUUUUACGCCGUUAAAUGUAACAACAAGUUGGGAAACUAGAUUCGAUACAUUAGUAUCAUGGUUUCUUCAUCCAAAAACACCAAUAAAUUUAGGAAUUUUAUAUAUUGAAGAACCAGAUUUUCAUGCUCAUGCUUAUGGUACUGAACAUCCUGUAGUUAAUGAAUUAUUAAAAAAAUUAGAUACCUUUACGUACUAUAUAUACAACAAACUAAAAGAUAACAAUUUGACUGAUGUUAAUGUGAUUCAUUUGAGUGAUCAUGGAAUGACGGAAGUUAAUAUAUCAAGAAUCAUAAAUAUUUCACAAAUUAUUGAUUUAUCUGACUGUGAAUAUUUACCUACGUCGAAUACUAUAUUUAUUAUACCACAUCCCGGUAAAGAAGAAAUACUUUACGAUAAAUUAAAUUCAGCAGCUAAUGAAACAUCAAAAUUUCGGGUUUAUCGUAAAGAAGAAAUUCCAGAAAGAUUUCAUUACGGUAAUAAUGAACGAAUGACACCAAUAUUUGUUGUUGCUGAAAAUGGAUAUGCAUUUGAAUUUUUACGUGAUUCAUUUGAUUACUAUAAAAAAACUUUUAAUAUUACAAUUGAUGAUAAAUCGUUAUUUGGAAUACAUGGUUACGAUAAUGAAGACAAAAAUAUGCAUCCAAUGUUUUUUGCUCGAGGACCAGCUUUUAAAUCUCACUGUAAAUUGGAGCCAUUUCAUAAUGUUGAUUUAUUUCCCCUAUUCUGUAAUAUUUUAAAUUUAGAGUGUCCACCAACAAAUGGUACCGUGAAUUCAUUUAAAAAGUGCCUAAAAUCAUUUUCUAAUAACGAUGAGCAAAAAAAAUCUUACUCUAUGCUUGUACCAGUUUUGGUAGCUCUAUCUGUGGUUGGUACCAUUAGUAUGUUGAUUGGUCUGUAUUUGAGGUUGAAAAGGCGAAAGGAAGAAGUUCUAUAUCGGAAAGACUAUUAUCGAUAAAGUGGAUAAUUCAUCUUCGUAUCAAACUUUUUUUUAGCUUUUAAGAAUGAGUAGUGCUUGUAAUAUUUUUUUAUGGCUGAUUAGUAUUUUUUUUUUAUUGGAUUCUAUUAAUUUUUUUGAAUUAUUUGUUUUCUUAAAGUGAUUUGAAUUGUGAUAACAAAAGAUUCAUUAUAAAAUUUUAAUAACUAGCAACUAAUUAGUUGAGUAAUUUUCAGAAGAAUACUUGAUGAUGCUAAAAUGGAACACUUGUGGGAUGAGCAUCAAGAUUUAGAAAAUAUGUGGCAUUAAAGUGGAGUCAAAAUCUCUUCAAACAUUAUUUAUAUAUAUUUUUUUGUGAUAUUUUAUAUACGUAAGUUCAUUGUAAUCUAGCUUAUUUUUUAUUUAUAUACACUGUCUUUUACGUAAUAUUUGAAGAGUACAAAAUUAUAUUUGAUUUUUAAAAAUCUUAUAUCAAAAUUAGUUGUAGUGUUUAUUAUCUGUACU
This is a messenger RNA of Microplitis demolitor, 2146 nucleotides long. RefSeq names its product bis(5'-adenosyl)-triphosphatase enpp4. The coding region runs from base 254 to 1663 and encodes 469 amino acids. The record is from RefSeq and is a predicted model, not a curated record. Lineage: Eukaryota; Metazoa; Arthropoda; Insecta; Hymenoptera; Braconidae. The transcript has 9 exons.